CAACUUGUUACCUAGUAACACUUCGUAGCAUGUGAUUAUAAUCAUCUCUGUAUGAACAGCUCUUGUAACACGAAUAUCUAAUGGAAAUCAUGUGGAUCCUGAACAGAUUGGUGGUUAUUUAAUCAGCUUAGAUUAUAAUGAAAUAGUCAAAGGUGAUUCAAAAUGAAGAAGUUGCUUACCUGAGGCAAUGUGUAAUCCCAAAUCGAAUCAUUUACCGCAUCAGUUCUAUUUACCGGCGCCGAAAAUUGCAGCAACCAAAUAUUCAAUUAAGGAUGAUGAUGAUUCAUUUAGCAGCUACGGUGAAAGUGGUCAUCGUGAAAAUAAUCAUAAAGGUCUACUGAACAAAGGCAAUUUGGCUACAUUUAUAUUACGGAUAAAAGAUAUAAGUUUGACUAAAUGA
Schistosoma mattheei is the source of this 400-nucleotide messenger RNA. The record is from the annotation of a GenBank genome assembly. NCBI's taxonomy places the organism in Eukaryota, Metazoa, Platyhelminthes, Trematoda, Strigeidida, Schistosomatidae.